CGAUAAAUCUGAUGAAUCAGAGGUUAUUUCAGUAAGACGCAAAAAAUCCAAAAAGACAAAGUUAAAUUCUGGGCAGUCUACCCAGUUCAUUCCAACUGACAACGAUAUGAAAGAGGAUAGCUACACGGAGAUUCAAGAGACCGGAAGCAAUAAUAACAUUGAUCAACAGCAAAAGAUUGGAGAAAACGAGAUAGAAUUAGAUCUUCAAGAACCAUCUGUUGUUCGCAUCAUUAAGGGCAACUCAGAAGGUUUAGACUGGGAUGCAGUAAUGCAGAAGGUAGAAGCAUACC
Diversispora eburnea is the source of this 290-nucleotide messenger RNA. NCBI's taxonomy places the organism in Eukaryota, Fungi, Glomeromycota, Glomeromycetes, Diversisporales, Diversisporaceae. The record is from the annotation of a GenBank genome assembly.